Molecule: messenger RNA, 2014 nt
Organism: Ochotona curzoniae (black-lipped pika)
Lineage: Eukaryota; Metazoa; Chordata; Mammalia; Lagomorpha; Ochotonidae
Gene: RGS6
Product: regulator of G protein signaling 6
Exons: 17
Coding region: 342-1760 (472 amino acids)
Biological process (GO): regulation of G protein-coupled receptor signaling pathway; intracellular signal transduction; G protein-coupled receptor signaling pathway
Molecular function (GO): GTPase activator activity
Source: RefSeq, a predicted model, not a curated record
AGCCAGGCGGGCCCGGAGCGCGUUGUGGAGACUCCACAAGCACCCGGCGCCUUGGCAUCAUGCGACCCUCCGCACCUCCUCCUCGCCGGUCAGGGGCUUCGCUCUGGGUUUGUUGAGCCAACUGCCGAAACUGGGAAAGAAGCGGCGAGACGCUGGAGAACAGCGCGGAAACGGACUCCACUCUUCCCCUCCGCCCCAAGAGGCUGCCAGUCCCGGGUUCCCUGGGCUUGUGUAGCUUAAUCAUGAACCUGGCGCACGCUUGCCUUUAGGAGAAAUUCAGAAGCCGGAGGGAGAGGCCAGGCAAUUUCUUUGGUUGCUAAGAGUGAGUGAAGACACUGAGGAUGGCUCAGGGAUCUGCGGAUCAGAGAGCAGUGGGAAUUGCUGACCCAGAGGAGAGUUCUCCCAACAUGAUAGUCUACUGCAAAAUUGAAGAUAUCAUUACAAAGAUGCAAGAUGACAAGACUGGGGGAGUGCCCAUCAGAACUGUCAAGAGCUUUCUCUCCAAGAUCCCCAGUGUUGUUACAGGUACUGAUGUUGUCCAGUGGCUGAUGAAGAACCUUUCCAUCGAGGACCCAGUUGAAGCAAUACACCUGGGAAGCCUCAUAGCUGCCCAGGGCUACAUCUUUCCCAUCUCUGACCACGUGCUCACCAUGAAGGAUGACGGGACCUUUUACCGCUUCCAGGCUCCUUACUUCUGGCCUUCGAACUGCUGGGAACCAGAAAACACUGACUAUGCCAUCUAUCUCUGUAAGAGGACAAUGCAAAAUAAAGCAAGGCUGGAAUUGGCAGAUUAUGAAGCAGAAAAUUUAGCAAGACUCCAGCGAGCCUUUGCAAGGAAGUGGGAAUUCAUCUUCAUGCAAGCAGAAGCACAAGUCAAGAUUGACCGGAAAAAGGACAAGACAGAAAGGAAGAUUCUGGACAGUCAAGAACGGGCCUUCUGGGAUGUCCACAGGCCGGUGCCAGGCUGUGUGAACACUACAGAAAUGGAUAUCAGGAAGUGUCGACGAUUGAAGAACCCGCAGAAGGUUAAAAAGUCCGUGUAUGGUGUAACGGAAGAAUCCCAGUCACAAAGCCCCAUGCACAUACCCAGUCAGCCAAUUAGGAAGACGACGAAAGAAGACAUCCGGAGACAGAUAACGUUUUUGAAUGCACAGAUCGACAGACAUUGUUUGAAAAUGUCCAAGGUGGCUGAGAGCCUGAUCGCCUACACAGAACAGUAUGCAGAGUAUGAUCCCUUCAUCACACCAGCCGAGCCAGCCAACCCCUGGAUCAGUGACGACAUCACUUUAUGGGACAUAGAGAUGAGCAAAGAGCCCAGCCAGCAGCGAGUGAAGAGAUGGGGCUUCUCUUUUGAUGAGAUACUGAAGGACCAGGUGGGGCGGGACCAGUUCCUCCGAUUCCUGGAGUCCGAGUUCAGCUCUGAAAACCUCAGGUUCUGGCUGGCUGUCCAAGACCUCAAGAAACAGCCCUUGCAGGAUGUGGCCAAGAGGGUGGAAGAAAUCUGGCAAGAGUUCCUGGCUCCUGGAGCCCCGAGUGCCAUCAACCUGGACUCCCACAGCUACGAGAUCACCAGUCAGAAUGUCAAAGAUGGAGGAAGGCACACAUUUGAAGAUGCCCAGGAGCACAUUUACAAGCUGAUGAAGAGUGACAGCUAUGCCCGCUUUCUACGGUCCAAUGCUUACCAGGACCUGCUGCAGGCCAAGAAGAAGGGAAAGUCGCUAGCGGGCAAGCGCCUCACCGGCUUGAUGCAGUCCUCCUGAGCGUCCCCAGCGCUGCGCCCGGGCCCAUGGAGCCCUCCACGGGCAGCCGGCGGCGCUCCACGUCCACGGACAGAGUCUCCUUGCGGGGAGAUUUGGUCACUGUGAAGGAGAAAGAGUGAGGGCGGUGGAAGGCAAGGAUGGGGAGAGCUGGUGGGUGAAUAGGAAGACCAGAGAGGAUGUGCACAGAGCCUGGGAGGGCAACACAGAGACGGCCAUUGACAUCGCCCUCUUCCUUGUACAGUCGUGCGCCAACA